AUGGCUCCCGGCAUACUCAUUGAGGACACGCCGGAAGAGUCGGCCUUGUAUGAGGAAGCGCCUGUGCUCCCGCUCCCGCAGUUACCGGACGACUAUGGCUAUACAUACGACCACCGAAAUGGAUACGUGCCAGAGUCUUUGGAAGAGACGACAGCGUAUAAGGUCGCCGAGCACAUCUUGUGGGCGCCUCGCAAAAUCCGCGUGGCGUCCAUAGGGGCAGGAGCGGCUGGAAUCAUGCUCUGCUACAAGAAGGAAAAGGAGUUCGGCGACGACAUUGACCUUGUCGUAUACGAUCGUUACGACUCUUGCGGAGGAGUCUGGCAUGCCAACAAGUAUCCGGGAUGCCGGUGUGAUGUCCCUUCGCCAGCUUAUCAAUUUUCGUUUGCUCCUAGUGCUGAGUGGCCACGUUACUACUCGUCCGCCGAGGACAUCAAGAAGUACUAUCACGGCUUCGCAGAGAGCCACGGAUACCUCGAAAAGUACAUCCGGCUCAGACACGAGAUCACCUCGGCCACGUGGCUGGAAAAUGAAGGACAGUGGCUGCUCAAUAUCAAGCACACAUUGUCGGAUGGAUCCGUGGUCCGGAAGCAGGACAGAGUCGAAUUUCUCAUCGCGAACAUAGGUGUGCUCAAUACUUGGAGAUGGCCCAACAUCCCAGACCGAGAACUCUUCACUGGCGCCAUAACGCAUUCAGCCGCAUACGAUACGAGCAUCGAUCUAGACAACAAGCGAGUAGCUGUGAUCGGUUCUGGUGCGUCAUCAAUACAGAUCAUCCCAGCGAUACAGCCGCGGGUGAAGGAACUGGUUUCGUUCUACAGAACACCACAAUGGAUCUCUUCCGGACUCGGCGUGGCAGGGUACACUGAUCCAGAGGGCAAGAACUUCACGUUUUCCGAUGAACAAAAGGCACAGUUCCGCGACGAUCCUGAGUACUACCUCAAGUUCCGCAAGGCUAUGGAGCAGCAGAUCAACUCUAGCUUUCGCCACAAUCUCAAAGACCAUCUAUGGCAGCAGAAAGGGCGGGAGAUGACCAGUGAGCGUAUGCGAAAGCUGUUGAAGGAUGACCCGCGCCUUGUGAAGCGUCUUGUACCAGACUUCCCAAUGGGGUGCCGUCGACUCGGGCCUGCAGAAGGCUUCCUCGAGGCGAUGCAAGAGCCUAACGUCACACUGCCCGAGUCAGCCAUCAAAGCAUUCACGAAGAACGUGGAUGUCAUCAUCUGCGCAACGGGCUUCGACGUCAGCUUCAAGCCAUACUUCCCGAUUAAUGGUCGUGGUGGUCAAUCCCUUGCGAAGCAGUGGGAUAAGGAUCCUGCAGCAUACCUUGCGAUGGGUGCUCCCGGAUUUCCGAACUUCAUGGUUGGCUCAUUGGGCCCAAAUUGUCCUGCUGGUCAUGGGUCCUUUGUAACUGUACUGGAGGCUGCGCAGAAUUACAUCUGCAAGUUAAUCCGCAAGCUGCAGACAGAGAAUAUCAAGUCUCUUGAUGUGAAGCACGAUGCGGUACAAGAGUACAACGAGCACAUACAUGAGUGGUUGAAGCGAACUGUCUGGACUGCUGGCUGCAGAUCGUGGUACAACCAAGGUCAAGCAGGAGGGAAGGUCACCGCUCAGUAUCCCGGAUCUCUGGUACAUUGGAAGAAGAUCCUGGAGGAGCCACGAUACGAAGACUUCGACAUCAAGUAUCGUGGAAGGAAUCGUUUCCAGUUCAUGGGGAAUGGUUUCACGAAGGAGGAGGUCACGGGUGAGGAUCUGAGGCUCUCUCUGCUUCUUCGGCUAGAUCAACCUUCAUCACAACUCGUGGACGAUGCCACGACCUCGACGUCGCGACCGUUGGUUGCUGGCAAUGUGUUCGAAGACGAGGACGACAGCGUAGACCGGCCUGGUAAGGAGGGAGAGAAGUCUGCUCGAAAACGCGCAAGAGAUCGCGUAGCCCAGCAAGAGCACCGAAAACGUCAGAAGGUCUACGUCGAACAGCUGGAAGCGAAGAUCGAGUCCAUGAUCAAGCACUCUUCAUCCAGUGACUUCACGGCACUGAUGCAGGAAAAUGAGGCUUUGCGGAAUGAAGUGAAACGACUCCGAGGCUUUUUCGAUGGCGUCCAAGCUCUUGUGCAAGCACAAGAGCCCUCCAGUCCGCCAGCUGGCGCCGUCGUCGACACUAGCAAUUUUGAUAACAGCGGCGAUGUUGGGCACAGCAGCCUCCAGCAGCAUGCUAAUGUCGCUAUGAACUGUGGCGUGGAUGGGACGCUGCGGGCCGGGAAUUCAGAGCUCACACCACCACAAUGCAGUAGCGAAGAUAUCGAGCAGGACGAGCUCAAUGAAGCUACUGCUUGCAUGUACCCGACUCUGGUCUCGAAUGCCACCGAGUACGACUCGUCUGCUGCAUUCGGCACGUUGAGCGUGCCUUUACAUAUGCAAGCUCACAGCUCGACCGUGAUGACCAACCAGGAGCAACCAUCUCAGCAUGCUUUUGCACGUUGGCCGAACACUGACACUCACGACACACGUGUCUCAAGAUCUAUUCGAGUACCAACGCCUCUUUCGAUGCUGGACUUCAGUGCUGGCUGGCCCGAGCUACUUCCGUGGUUCCAAUCACCCGCCAGGUCUCAGGGGCCAUACGCGUACGGCACCGGCAAUUUAGCCCCGGGGACAGAAGCGCUACAGGACGCCUCUCAGUUCUCGCAACCUUUCGCUCAUACCAGAAUGUCCAGUCAACAGCAAGGCGAGCAAUUUCCUCAUCUGCCGCACCACCUUCGAUUGCCGUCCUUGUUGGGACAUCUCGCGUCAACGGACGCAAUCUUACUCGAAUUUCUGCGCCUCCCUGACCACGGUCUCAUCCACGCCGGCGGCUCGCGUCUGCCGCGACCAUCAAUCAAGGACUUUAUUCUCAACAACUCGCCCAAUGGUUUGUCUUCGAGGAUCAAGUCCUACAUUGCUCCUUUUAGCCGCAACGAGAGAAUACCUGAGACCUUAGCAUCAUACUGGAUCAUUACGCUCUUCACGCGCUGGUACAUCAACAAGGACCAGGAGUCUUACAAUGACAUGCCAGCUUGGCUCCGGCCGACGAAGCUUCAACAAAGCAUGUCUCACGCGAUGACCCUUUCAUUCAUGCCCUGGCCGGGAAUACGCGAUGCUGCAAUUGCUGCGUCUCUAUCGAGUCCGGCCAUGGUCGAAGACAUCAUGGUGACUCUUGGCCAAUUCAUGGAAGUAGACUUGAGCUGUGCAUAUUCUCAAGCCGGUCUGAACACUGCCGAUCAUGCUUCAUUCAACGGUUCUGGUAAUAACGGACACGAUUUGUUAACCCAGAUCCUGGUCAGACCUGACUCCUCCAACGUGCUCGACACUGCCAUCAAAGACCUACGGAAUUGGACACUGAGAGAUGGAUUCUUUGCCAGAUACCCUCAAUGGAGAAGUCUUUAUGUGGUCCCUCGCGACCAACUUUAUCCUCCACCAGCGACCGAUCAGGGCUUUGCAGUGGACUCGAUGCAUCCCGGGCUGGCUUUGCUAGUGUGA
Messenger RNA from Cyphellophora attinorum, 3507 nucleotides. RefSeq names its product putative sterigmatocystin biosynthesis monooxygenase stcW. The transcript has 5 exons. Gene Ontology annotation, biological process: regulation of DNA-templated transcription. Gene Ontology annotation, molecular function: N,N-dimethylaniline monooxygenase activity; DNA-binding transcription factor activity; flavin adenine dinucleotide binding. The coding region runs from base 1 to 3507 and encodes 1168 amino acids. The record is from RefSeq and is a predicted model, not a curated record. NCBI's taxonomy places the organism in Eukaryota, Fungi, Ascomycota, Eurotiomycetes, Chaetothyriales, Cyphellophoraceae.